Messenger RNA from Elgaria multicarinata webbii, 2299 nucleotides. It is a transcript of the gene MYL3, whose product is annotated as myosin light chain 3. The coding region runs from base 117 to 707 and encodes 196 amino acids. The record is from RefSeq and is a predicted model, not a curated record. Gene Ontology annotation, molecular function: calcium ion binding. Gene Ontology annotation, cellular component: myosin II complex. The transcript is spliced from 7 exons. NCBI's taxonomy places the organism in Eukaryota, Metazoa, Chordata, Lepidosauria, Squamata, Anguidae.
GACAUUCAAGGGCUGGGAGGUGAAUAAAGACCUCAGCCAGGAAAACCUCUUCUGCUCUGCUUUAUCGCCCCACCUGAGUGGCCGGCUGCUCCUUUGCCUCGGCACGACCCAGCACAAUGGCGCCCAAGAAGCCGGAGCCCAAGAAAGCCGAGCCCAAGAAAGAAGAGCCCAAGGCAGCCCCCAAGCCGGCCCCUCCGCCUGAGCCAGAGGUCCACAAGGAAGUUGAGUUUAACCCGGCUAACAUCAAACUUGAAUUCAAUAAUGAACAGAUUGAAGAAUUUAAGGAAGUCUUCGAGCUCUUUGACAGAACUCCGAAGGGGGAAGUGAAAAUCAUGUACUCGCAGUGUGGAGAUGUCUUGAGGGCUUGCGGGCAGAAUCCCACCCAGGCAGAAGUUCUCAAGGUCCUCGGACGGCCCAAACCAGACGAAAUGGCUACCAAGAUGCUGGACUUUGACACCUUUCUGCCUAUGCUCCAGCACGUUGCGAAGACCAAAGAUGUCGGUACCUUUGAGGAUUUUGUGGAAGGUCUACGAGUUUUUGACAAGGAAGGAAAUGGCACUGUCAUGGGGGCUGAACUCCGCCAUGUGUUGGCAACUCUUGGAGAAAGACUGACUGAGGAGGAGGUUGAUAAGCUAAUGUCUGGCCAGGAAGAUUCUAAUGGUUGCAUCAAUUAUGAAGCAUUUGUGAAGUAUAUUAUGGCAAGCUGAAUACCGGGAUAUGUCAACAGGAACUGGGCGCUGACCUUGGAUUUAAACAGAAUCAAUGGAAUUUAUCUGCUAUUUCCAGUUGGAAUUGAUGCUCAAAUUUCCUGAAAUGUAUUGUGUUUGUUUCUGUCAUUCUCGAAUGGGUAUUUUUUUAACUCCAUCUUGCCUCCUCUCAACCGAAUCCCUGUGCCUUCUGCCCUGUUGUUUUCUCUGCUUGGAAUCGCUGCCUCUACUACUUCUCUUGCAUCAACCUACCCUCUACCUUACCUCCAUCUCUAUUACCACCUGACGGCUCUUCAUCCUCCUCCUUCAUCUGGAAAUCUUCCCAAUCUAUUCUGUCUUCUCUCCAGCUCUUCCCCUAAACUGAGGACUAAGUCCCACUGAGCUGGAAUGCUGUGAUGCAAAACAUGGCUGGCAUUUAAUCAGCUUGGAAUCCUAACAGUUAUCUACUACUUGUUCUAACAGAAUAGUAGUUUACUACUAUUUGUAAUUUCGUAGUAGCUAACUACUAGUUGUUGUCACUAUUAGCUAUUUUCAGAGACACACCCUCACAUGAUAUACAAGUAUGAACAUGUUGUUCUCCUGUGUGCAUCCCAGAGCAAUUCUUGCUUGCUGUUGUGUCAAAGAUAAGUGAUUCACAACAUUUGUAUUAAGAUGUACUCUCUUAUCCCUUAAAGAGUGUUAACUUCAGACAUAUGGGGGCUCCCAGGCAAGGCAUCCCUCCAUGGACCCCUAAACAUGCAAAAUGUGAGAUGCAAAAAUAUCCUUUUAGACUUAUUGGGUCAGUGGGCCCUUGGGGGUGCUGGCAUUUGCCCAACUGUGCCACUCUCUAGAACCAGCCAGGUCCUCGAAUUGGAAGUAACAGGAAAAUCAAAGGUCCUGGAACAGUUUUCUUGGUGGAAAGAGUAGAAGAAAUUGAGAAAAGGAAGUCCUCAUCACGUAUCAGUUUCUCCUUGUCUCCCUGGGAAACGAGGGGAUGGAAAAAGAGACAGUGACGCCAUCUGUCUACCUGGAUGUUGAUAACUAGUAUUUUUCACUUUUGCCAGGUGCCCCCUACCCCCAAUACUGUUGUGCUGUUCCAACCUUUCUGUGUCUGUCCCUACACAUAACAGCCAAAGCCAGUGAAGGCAGCAUCUCUGCCCCAGCCCAGCCCUUUCCCACCCAUAACGCUUACUAAUGUAAAACACAUGCCAUGUCAUCACGACACUGUGACACUCAAGCGCCCCGUCAUUGGCUGCCACCAGCGGGGGUGGGGUGGGGGAACUUGCAAUGCAAUGACAUCACAUCCUGCACUUUGCCUUGCUAAGUAUGGAAGAGGAGGAGACGCCCAGUGGCUGCUUCCAGCUCGUUCCAGACGUUGACACUGGUUUUUUGCUGUGCUGUUCCAAUACUACCCUUGGUACAACUCCUCUGAUGGUGGCCAAGCAAUUCUUUAGAGUGAGAUAGAAAGAUGUCCAGGAAACAACAACAACAACAACAACCCAGAGAAUCAGGCAGAAGGGUGUCAUUAUAUUUCCUGCCCAGACAAAAUGAUUCCUCCAUGACGACUCCAUAUUUAUUGUAGAGUUUCUCAUUAAACCAAUCCUUUUUCUCAA